Molecule: messenger RNA, 2127 nt
Organism: Neurospora hispaniola
Lineage: Eukaryota; Fungi; Ascomycota; Sordariomycetes; Sordariales; Sordariaceae
Product: cytochrome b2
Exons: 3
Coding region: 170-2032 (620 amino acids)
Molecular function (GO): oxidoreductase activity
Source: RefSeq, a predicted model, not a curated record
CCCCGGACAAUCAACCCUUCAGCUGAACGGACUCGCCCUUUGCGACUCAUGUUCCGUGUCUCUUUGUUUCUGAUCGGUCCAUACUCAUUUUGAACCUGUUGCCUGUCGAGAUUCAACCGUCAGCAUCAAUAGUGUACACACCUUUUCCUGAAAACGAUCUUCACUCACCAUGGAUGAAAUCAACCCCCUUCCCGGCAACUACCAUCAAGCUCUCAAGCUUAUCGACGAGGCACACGCCCAGGAUCCGAGAUCGGUCGAGAGGAAGUCCGGUUCCGUGCCGUUUGAGCUCGAUUAUGCCCAGCAUAUGACACGCUGGCUGGCGGUUAGAGAACCUAGAGCGUCGCCCGUUUUGCAGCUUGCAUGCCGGGCUCAGCAUUUCCGAAGAUGGGAAAUUCCGCGAAGCAGCUAUCCCAUGACUCGGCCCGGAUAUCUCACCUGGCGCGCCAAGCUCAAGUCCCAAGCGGCAAAGCAGGUGGCCGAGCUGCUCGCUGACGCUUCCAUCCAGCCUCCGCUGAGCCAGGAGGAGAUCGACCGGGUGGCCGCCCUGGUAAGGAAAGAGGAUCUCAAGACCGAUAGCGACACUCAGGUCCUUGAGGACGUAGCCUGCCUAGUAUUCCUGGACGAGCAGUUUGAGGACUUUGAGAAGCGGCCGGACAUUGACGAGGAGAAGAUGGUGGGUAUCUUGAGGAAGACAUGGGGCAAGAUGAGUCCGUCUGGACAUGCGCUGGCCCUCCAGAUGCACUUGAGCGAACGGGCUAAGAUCCUGAUCGAAAAGGCUUUGGGUGACAAACCCUCACCACUCCUCCCCCCACCCCCCCCUCCACACCCUCCUCUCAACCCACGACUUCCUCUCCGCCGCCGCUUCAUAUUUCCCCCCAAAACCCAUGCGUUCGUCACCUCGGCCGCCACCGACUGCCACACCCACCGCUCCAACUCGCACACUUACUCCCUCAUCACCCUGCGACCCCGCAUCCUCCGCGACGUUUCUCGCGUCUCCAUUUCCACUCGCAUCCUCGGCCACCCUGUCUCCUCUCCCAUCUUCGCAGCCGCCACCUCCUUGGGAACCACCGUUCACCCAGAGGGCGAAAAGGCGAUCGGAAAGGCUUGUAAGAGGCUGGGGGUGGGCAUGACAGUUAGUACCAGCGCUAGUUUUUCCGUGGGUGAAAUCGCGAGGGUUGUCAAGGACUGUGAGACUGUCACUGAGGCAGAAGAAGAAGAAAAAGCAAUUCCACCAUUGUGGUUCCAGCUUUAUGUGGACAAAGACCGGAGCAAAUCCGAAAAGUUGCUAAAGCUGGCGGUGGAGGCGGGGGUGAAAGCCGUGUUCUUGACUGUUGACGCGCCAGUGCCGGGGAAGAGGGAGGCGGAUGAGAGGAUUUCGGCGGAGGAGGCGGUAGGGCUAUCUUCGGGAGUGCCGAUGACGGGAGAGAAGGCGGAGAAUGACAAGUCCGGAGGCGGGCUGGGGAGAAUCACAGGAAAGUUUCUGGAUGCUAGUGUCUCAUGGGGAGAUAUUGCUUGGUUGAGGAGGUGUUUACCAGAGGAGGUGAAGAUUGUGUUGAAGGGGGUGCAAACGGCUACGGAUGCGGUCAGGGCAAUGGAGGCGGGCGUAGAGGGGAUCGUGGUGUCGAAUCAUGGGGGGAGGAGUUUGGAUACGGCGCCAGCGACGAUUUUGGUGUUGCUGGAGUUGCAGAGAUGUUGUCCGCAGGUCUUUGACAAGAUGGAGGUGUUGAUUGAUGGAGGGGUGACGCGCGGUACGGAUGUCUUUAAGGCCUUGUGUUUGGGCGCCAGUGGGGUGGGGAUUGGGAGGGGGAUCUUGUAUGGACUUGGAUAUGGGGAGGAAGGGGUGAGGAGAUAUGUGCAGAUAUUAAAUGAUGAGUUGGAGACGACGAUGAAGAUGUGUGGGAUUACGAGUCUGGAUGAGGUGCAUCCGGGGUUGCUUAACACGAGGGCGGUUGAUCACCUUGUGCCAGAGACAGUUGAGGAGGAACAUCCAUAUGCCAAAUGGAGGCCAUCGAUGAGGAAGAAGGUAAUUUGAGAAGUGUUGAGGCAAACCUGUAGGUGCAAUUAUACAUAGCGUUCACGAGAGCAUGCACAUUGAAUUACAUCCAGUCGAAGAGACUUGAAUUCAAA